CACUCUUCUGAAUGAACCUGGAAGUCCAACUUUACAACCCAAAUCAUCAAACUUCAAGAGUACAUUAAAUCAGAUCGAGGGCAUUAUGGUAUACAACUUCCAAGAUACUGAUUUAAUAAAACCAGUCAGUUUCCUUCAGGCCCUUACUUCAUUGACAGUCUUCACAACAGCCAGCACUCUGACAACCAGUACAACUUCUCCACCAACAUUGUUGGGAAAAGUUUAUAUAAAUAUUAAAUUGGUGUUUAUCACAUUGGGCCAAAUACCAAGUGAAGCCAGCAUUCUACAGUUGGCCAAAUCUUUGAUUAGCCCACGUUACAGCACUAAAGAAUUCUCAACACGAACCCAGGACGCGAGCCUUUUGAAUGUCACCUAUACAAGAAUUAAUGAUACAUCCUAUGCUCUCACAUUUGGAUUUGAAAUCAGCAAUAUAUCCAUGUCUGAGAAAAUUGAACUAAGGAAUGAAACUUACACUUCAAUCAAAAGCACUAUAAAUGGAUUACUUAACGAAAUCCUAAAAGACCCCUCAGCUUCUCAGUUUGAUCUCCAUCAUGUUGAAUUCAAGGAUAAUAGCACAGUGAUUCUUGCCAGUGUUCAGUAUGUUUUCUCAGAAAGUGACUUGAACACAAAUAGCACCUUUGUCAAGGAAAUAUUCAAAGCGAAUGAAGGUAUUACCACAUCCACACCUGCUAUGUCACACUUUAUAUGUCUUGCAAAAUAA
Messenger RNA from Carassius gibelio (silver crucian carp), 721 nucleotides. RefSeq lists its product as uncharacterized. The transcript is spliced from 7 exons. Lineage: Eukaryota; Metazoa; Chordata; Actinopteri; Cypriniformes; Cyprinidae. Bases 86 to 721 code for a protein of 211 amino acids. The record is from RefSeq and is a predicted model, not a curated record.